Molecule: messenger RNA, 764 nt
Organism: Rhizophagus irregularis DAOM 181602=DAOM 197198
Lineage: Eukaryota; Fungi; Glomeromycota; Glomeromycetes; Glomerales; Glomeraceae
Source: RefSeq, a predicted model, not a curated record
GUUCUCAACCACUUGAAGCUCAAACAUACGAUAGUGACGGCGGAAAGACAUUCCUUCCCAUCCCCAAUGACCAAGUACAUGAUUUUUUCUUGGAGGCGCGUGAUUCAAACCUAGAGAAUUCCGGACUCUCUAGUCCACCUAAUCAAAACGCCAGAAUCACUUUAAUUUUGAAUGAUCCUCAAACAUACGAUAAUGGUGAUGGUCAUCAAACUCAUGAUGAAAGGACAUCCGCUACCAUUCCAAAUCCUCAAUCGCAUGAUGGAAGGUCAUCCGCUACCAUUCCAACUCCUCAAUCGCAUGAUGGAAGGUCAUCCGCUACCAUUCCAACUCCUCAAUCGCAUGAUGGAAGGUCAUCCGCUACCAUUCCAAUUCCUCAAUCGCAUGAUGGAAGGCCAUCUAAUUAUUAUGCAAGAAUCCCAUCGAUUUUGAAUGGUCCUCAAACGCAUUCCCUCUCGCAUUACCCCUCUAAUUAUUAUGCAAGAAUCUCAUCAAUUUUGAAUGGUCCUCAAACCCUUCCAUCACUCCAGUGGGUCUUAAAUAAUCCUAAUGAAAGCAAUGAUGAUAUUCUUCCACCUAUUUACAAUAAUCCUACACCUCAACAAAUUCAUUUACGUACCCUCGAGCCUGACCAUGAGCCGGAUGUACCAAAAUUACAAUUUCAGUUGUAAAUAGAAUCUUCAAUCUAGUUCUUCGUAACAUUAUCUUAGAUGCCGCAUUUUUUAUGCCGUGAUCUAAAAAUUUUUCAAAAACAUGUAAAUAAAUCA